Eruca vesicaria subsp. sativa (arugula) is the source of this 1425-nucleotide messenger RNA. The record is from the annotation of a GenBank genome assembly. Lineage: Eukaryota; Viridiplantae; Streptophyta; Magnoliopsida; Brassicales; Brassicaceae.
GCAAGCCAGGAAAGGUAAUUGCUUACAGAGAGACGAUAUAGACCAUAUUUUAUUCAAAAACAAAGUAAAAGAGAAGGAAAUAUACAAUGGAAGAUUUACAGGUACAUUCUAAGAAAGAAGUAGAUAAGAUUAGAUGGGAGAAGUUGAAGAGAGUGGCAUCCAUGGCGGCUCCUAUGGUGGUGGUAAACAUAUCUCAAACCCUUCUUCAAGCCACUUCUACAAUGAUUGUUGGUCACAAAAGUGAGAUCUCUCUAGCUGGAAUUGCUCUCGCUAGCUCCAUCGCUAAUGUAACCGGGUUUAGUCUCCUCUCUGGACUAGCGAGUGCAUUAGAAACAUUAUGUGGUCAAGCCUUUGGAGCUCGUCAGUACGAGAAGCUCGGUUCCUAUACUUUCACUUCCAUUGUUUCUCUCCUCAUCAUAUGUUUCCCAAUCUCACUUCUAUGGAUUUUCAUGAAGAAUAUUUUGUUAUUGUUUCAUCAAAAACCCGACAUAUCAGAGAUAGCUUCUGUUUACUGCCUUUGGCUCAUACCAGCUUUAUUUGGUUACUCUGUACUUCAAUCUUUGAUUCGCUACUUCCAAACACAAAGCUUGAUUUUCCCUAUGGUUUUCUCUUCUUUAACGGUUCUGUGUUUCCACGUGCCGGUUUGUUGGGUUUUGGUUUACACUUUAGGGCUUGGGACCAAAGGUGCUGCUUUAUCUGUUAGCCUUUCGUAUUGGCUUAAUGCGGUUUUCCUCUGGUUUUUCAUGAGACGUUCUCAUGUUUGCGAAGGCAAACGCGUUUUUAUAUCGAUGGAAGCGUUUGGUCACAUGAGGACCUUUUUCUCCUUAGCGGUUCCUUCUGCUAUGAUGAUUUGUCUUGAAUGGUCGGCUUUCGAAAUUUUGGUUCUUAUUUCUGGAGUUUUACCCAACUCAAAGCUGGAGACCUCUGUGAUUUCUAUGUGCGUGACAUCGUCUUCGUUGCACUACAAUCUAGCAACUGCGAUCGGUGCGGCCGCAAGGUUCAUAACACCUAAACGGGAGGAAUACAUUUUAGUAAUGAGUAAUAUUUUUAUGUGUCCGACGACAACAAAUUUUCUUUAUAAAAACCAAAGAGCAAAAGAGAAAAGAAGAGCUCUCACUUAUCACAAAUCUGAAAGUGUUUGCACUGACUACAGACCCAAAGAUUCGAGAUACCAUCAGCAUACAACAAUAUGUGCAAGACGUUUACAAGUGGACCAUGAUAAAGUCAUCAAGUAUCGCACCAUGGAAACGCACCGCGGUGGAAACGAAAGCUAAGGGUUGUAUAUUAAUACUGCUCAUGUAAUCACAUUUGGUCAUCAAAAGAAACUGUUAAAAAGCAGAAAACAUAAAAGAUCAAGUUACUCACAGUUUUCACCAUUUGAAUAUUGUCAAGCUGACACAUCUUUCUUUUGUUGUUGGAGAACUG